Messenger RNA from Nerophis lumbriciformis (worm pipefish), 1961 nucleotides. RefSeq names its product guanine nucleotide-binding protein subunit alpha-12-like. Gene Ontology annotation, cellular component: brush border membrane; cytoplasm; heterotrimeric G-protein complex. Gene Ontology annotation, biological process: Rho protein signal transduction; adenylate cyclase-modulating G protein-coupled receptor signaling pathway. Gene Ontology annotation, molecular function: G-protein beta/gamma-subunit complex binding; D5 dopamine receptor binding; GTPase activity. NCBI's taxonomy places the organism in Eukaryota, Metazoa, Chordata, Actinopteri, Syngnathiformes, Syngnathidae. The record is from RefSeq and is a predicted model, not a curated record.
UCGCUUUGGCUGCUGAAAUAAAGGAGAUAAAUGAGCUUGUUAAGUCGCUACAUGUAGGCCUAACAAGGGGCCUAUGGUGAACUUCUGCUGCUGCUCAAGCCAACUAUGUCGGGAGUGGUCCGCACCCUGAGCCGCUGCCUGCUGCCGGCCGAGGCCAGCCGGGAGCCGGGCGGCAGUAAGGAGAGGAGCCGGGGCAGGGACGCGGCGCAGGAGCGGGAGGCGCGUCGUCGGAGCCGGGAGAUCGACGCCAUGUUAGCCCGGGAAAGGAGAGCCGUGAGGCGGCUGGUGAAAAUCCUCUUGCUCGGGGCGGGAGAAAGCGGGAAGUCGACUUUUCUCAAGCAGAUGCGCAUCAUUAACGGACAGGAGUUUGACCAAAAAGCACUUCUGGACUUCCGGGACACUAUUUAUGAAAAUAUAUUGAAGGGCAUGCGCGUGCUGGUGGACGCCCGGGACAAGCUGGGCAUCAGCUGGCAGAGCUGCGAGAACGAGAAGCAAGGCAUGCUGGUGAUGUCGUGGGAGGGACGAGUGGGCGGCGCCGGGGUGGAGCCCGGCGAGUUCCAGCUGUACGUGAUGGCGCUGAGCGCACUGUGGGCCGACGCCAGCGUACAACAAGCCUACGCGCGGCGCUCCGAGUUCCAGCUGAGUGAGUCGGUCAAAUACUUCCUGGAUAACUUGGAGCGCAUUGGCCAACUGAGCUACACCCCCAGCAGGCAGGACAUCUUGUUCGCCAGGAAGGCCACCAAAGGCAUCGUGGAACACGACUUCAUCAUCAAGAAGAUCCCCUUCAAGAUGGUGGACGUGGGCGGGCAGAGGUCGCAGAGGCAGAAGUGGUUCCAGUGCUUCGACGGCAUCACGUCCAUCCUCUUCAUGGUGUCCUCGUCCGAGUACGACCAGGUCUUGAUGGAGGACCGGCGCACCAACCGCCUGGUGGAGAGCAUGAACAUCUUUGAGACCAUCGUCAACAACAAGCUCUUCCUCAACGUCUCCAUCAUCCUCUUCCUCAACAAAACGGACCUGCUGGUGGAAAAGAUUCGCAGCGCCGACAUCCGCAAGAACUUCCCAGAGUUCCGAGGGGACCCGCGGCGGCUGGAGGACGUGCAGGCGUUCCUGGUGCAGUCGUUCAGCCGUAAAAGAAGAAACCGAGGCAAGCCUCUCUUCCACCACUUCACCACGGCGGUGGACACAGAGAACAUCCGCUUCGUCUUCCACGCCGUCAAGGACACCAUCCUGCAGGAGAACCUCAAAGACAUCAUGCUGCAGUAGUCUAGUCACACAACUCACCUUCUUUAUCAAAGUGUCUUGUGGGACUCCACUGGCCAGGGGGAGGGAAGACACGCCUCCUUUUAACACACCUGACCUGAGACCGUGCCUCGGUCUGGUCUUGUCUCCUUUAAACACACCAGACCUGAGACCGUGCCUCGGUCUGGUCUUGUCUCCUUUAAACACACCUGACCUGAGACCGUGCCUCGGUCCGGUCUUGUCUCCUUUAAACACACCUGACCUGAGACCGUGCCUCGGUCUGGUCUUGUGUCCUUUAAACACACCUGACCUGAGACCGUGCCUCGGUCCGGUCUUGUCUCCUUUAAACACACCUGACCUGAGACCGUGCCUCGGUCUGGUCUUGUCUAGUCUUGUGUGACACAAAGUGGACUGUCACUGAACUAAUACACACACCUGACCUGAGACCAUGCCUCGGUCUUGUGUGCCACAAAGUGGACUGUCACUGAACUAAAGCCAGGAGAGGAAAUACAUUUUCAAUCAAUCAAUGAGUUUACUUAUAUAGCCCUAAAUCACGAGUGUCUCAAAGGGUUCACAUCCGAAACAUGACAUUCCCAUUCUAAAUCGAUUCAUCAUUUUUUCCAAAAUCGGUUAAAAAAUUGUUUAAAAAAAUUAUUUUGUUUCAAUUUUCAAAAGUCGAUUAAAAAAAUGUCCGUCUGUCCAUCUUCUUCUGCUUAUCCGAG